UCUAUUCGAUGGCCACCCGAGGAAUAAUGAACAAGCCAUAAGAUACGGGGGAGGGAAACAAUCGAAGACGGAUGCAGGUCCAGAGCCCGGCGUCAGCACCAGUAAGUAACUUGACCAACCGAUCACGCUGGAGACGGUGAUAGAUGACCCACGGAAAUGGACCGCUGUUCCUUGUUCUUGGGACCGCCCGCUGGUGCCUUGGAGCGCGGUUCACUAGUCAUGGAUUAUUAUGGAUACGUUCGGUGGUAUAAUCUCGCGCUGAAAGGACCAGUCUCUUCCCGUUCGUCUCCAAUUUGUCGACAAUUUCAAGAUGAUGCCGGUGACCUCGUAUACGUUUCUCCGGCAUUGACGGUUAAGAUAAUAGGUACAGUACAGUAUAGCAUAGUUAGUUUGAUGGGUGGAUCACUGCCUCUUAUUCUCUACUAGACUAUCUUAUACACUACAAUCACAAGCGGAGUAUACCUUCCCUAGGAAUUGAUUAAGUCACUACUAGCUGACUAUCCCAUCCGAG
Aspergillus piperis CBS 112811 is the source of this 511-nucleotide messenger RNA. RefSeq lists its product as uncharacterized. The transcript has a single exon. Lineage: Eukaryota; Fungi; Ascomycota; Eurotiomycetes; Eurotiales; Aspergillaceae. Bases 157 to 426 code for a protein of 89 amino acids. The record is from RefSeq and is a predicted model, not a curated record.